Molecule: messenger RNA, 5238 nt
Organism: Dermochelys coriacea (leatherback sea turtle)
Lineage: Eukaryota; Metazoa; Chordata; Testudines; Dermochelyidae
Product: mitochondrial dynamics protein MID51
Exons: 5
Coding region: 145-1539 (464 amino acids)
Biological process (GO): positive regulation of mitochondrial fission; mitochondrion organization
Cellular component (GO): mitochondrial outer membrane
Source: RefSeq, a predicted model, not a curated record
AACCGUUAAUCUUCUUGGACAGAUGGUUAAUAUCUUCUGCCCACCACAAAUGUGAAGAAGAAAGUCCAGAGGGUGCCUGAAUAUCCAUCCGUACAAGCAGUACUCCGGUGUUCCCCUCACAGAUGCAUUAAGCCUUAGGGUGAGAUGGCAGGUGCUGGAGAGCGCAAGGGGAAGAAGGAUGACAACGGCAUUGGCACAGCCAUCGAUUUUGUGCUAUCCAAUGCCCGGCUCGUGUUGGGUGUGGGCGGAGCUGCCAUGCUGGGCAUUGCCACUCUGGCUGUCAAACGAAUGUAUGACCGGGCAAUCAGUGCUCCCAGCAGUCCCACCCACUUGAGUCAGUCAGGAAAGAGAAGCUGGGAGGAGCCAAACUGGCUGGGGUCCUCAUCACGCUUACUGAACCAGGAUAUGAAGACAAACCUGAGCCGUUCCCUACAGACCCUCCCCACUGACCCAUCAGCUUUAGACGCAGAUGCGUUCCUACCUGCAAAGCCCAAACCGUCUGCCAAGAGGAGCCAAGUAGAACUGAAGAAGUCACGCCUUCGCCUGUCCCUGCAAGAAAAACUCUUUGCCUACUACCGGAGGAAAGUGGCUAUCCCGGCAGAAGAGCAGGCCCGGGCCAAGCAGGCAGCUGUAGAUAUUUGCGCUGAGCUGCGUAGCUUCCUACGUGCCAAGCUGCCAGACAUGCCCCUGCGUGACAUGUACCUUAGUGGCAGCCUGUACGAUGAUCUGCAGGUAGUGACAGCUGAUCACAUUCAGCUCAUUGUGCCUCUGGUCUUGGAGCAGAACCUGUGGUCAUGCAUUCCAGGUGAGGACACCAUCAUGAACAUCCCUGGCUUCUGCCUGGUACGUCGGGAAAACCCAGAAUACUUCCCCCGUGGGACCAGCUACUGGGACCGCUGUGUGGUGGGGGGCUACCUCUCCCCCAAGGCUGUGGCAGACACCUUUGAGAAAGUAGUGGCAGGCUCCAUCAAUUGGCCAGCCAUUGGGUCCCUUCUGGACUAUGUGAUCCGUCCGGCAGCGCCCCCAGAGUCCCUGACACUGGAAGUCCAGUAUGAGCCAGAGCGGCAUCUUCUUAUUGACUUCCUACCAUCCCUGACACUGGGUGACACCAUCCUGGUGGCCAAACCCCACCGAUUGGCCCAGUAUGACAAUCUGUGGCGACUGAGCUUGCGGCCAGCAGAGACAGCUCGCUUGCGGGCCCUGGACCAAGGCGAUUCUGGCUGCCGUUGCUUGUGCCUCAAGAUUCUCAAAGCUGUGGGCAAGUCAAACCCAGCACUGGGCCGCCUCACUGCCAGCCAGCUCACCAAUGUCAUCCUGCACCUGGCCCAAGAGGAGUCUGACUGGUCCCAAGAUGUGCUAGCUGACCGCUUCCUGCAGGCACUGAAGGGCCUGAUUGGCUACUUGGAGGCUGGUGUCUUACCCAGUGCUCUGAAUCCCAAGGUGAACUUGUUUUCAGAGCUCACCCCUGAAGAAGUGGAUGAGUUGGGCUACACCCUCUACAGCUCCCUCUCAGAGCCACAGGUCUUGCUGCAGACGUAAUGGGACUUUACAUGGGAGAAUGAUGCUGGGGUUGUCUGGCCAAGAUGGACUUUGUUUGACUCUUACUAAAUGUUACUCCCCCUCCCCCCUCCCAAAAAAACCCACAACUUUUUUUCUUUAGGCCAUCCAUACUUCCUGCUGUGAAGUUGGUGCUCCCGCUGGAUUUCUUGGUGCUACUGGUCAAGUUCCACUGUUUUCUGUCCCAGCUGUUAUCUGUCAACUGGGGGGAUGGAGGGGAGCCACUGAGCAGUGUUUAUUCUUAAGGCCUGCUGCAGGUGUUCCAACCUUCUACCAAAACACUGUGCCCUCUUUUCCCUAUGCUAAUUGCUGUAGGGAGUGAUCUCCUUCACUUCCUUGUUAGAGUAGGUGGAACUGGGCCAGUGAAUCCAAUGUCAAUUUGAGCAAACUUAUUGUUGACAUCUGGUAUUUUUUCCACUGUCUGACUUCCCCUCCCCCCAUGUGUUUCCUUCUGUUUCACAUACCUUGUUGUUUUCCUUUCCUUUCCUUUCCUUCCUCUCUCUCUCUCUCUCUCUCUCUCUCUCUCUCUCUCUCUCAGACCCAGAAGCGCAUAGCAGCCCAACUGGGAUUUUUUAAUAGGACUAUGUAUAGCAGUGAUUGUAUAACAGAGUGAACUCAGCGUGAUGAUUGUACAGGCAGUAUUUAGGGAUGUAAGGCUUGUAGGAGAAAUAUGCACAUGGCUGACGUUUCUGCCAGAGUGGAGUCCAACAGCAGUCUCAUCCUUUGUAAGUUGGGUGUAUGUGAUCAGUCAAAGGUGCACCACCACUUUAAGUAUGUGCUGGUCCCACUGAACCUGGGAAGAAACUGUUUGCAUGUACAUCCUGCCCUCAUGAGGCUGAGGAGAGAGUGGGGUUUGCCAUUCCUGGCUGGCAAGAUCCAUUUGGUGUUCCUGGUGGAAUUGCCUUAGAAAUCAAGAAUAGUCAAGGUGGGACCUCAGAUGUGCAGAGUAAGAGGCUGAAUAUAGGGCCUAUUUUCUCAGUUUCCCUCUUAUAGCAUCUCUCUCAUGCCAUUGUGGCUUUUACUCUCAAUAAUAGGUAGAAGCAGGUUUACACAACAGAGGGGUUUGCAAUAGACACACAUGGGUCAGAUUGUCAUCUGGUGUAAAUUGGUGAAGCUGCACUGAAGUUGAUGAAGCCACUCUGAAUUACACCAGCUGAGAAUCUGGCCCAUACAUACUAAGUGGAGUAUUAGUGCCUAGUAGCCAUCUAGGAAUGAGUUACUGGGAACAGGAGAUGAAGAGUAUGUAUCUCUGUUUUGGGAGGAGGGGAAGGAAGAGGAGAGCUGAGGUAGAUCUUCCCUUAUGUGUUCCCACAGGUUAAACUUUUACUGUUUGCAGUGUAAAAUCAUUGGGACAGUGGGGCACAUAAUUCACAUGUCCUCUGUUUGGUCCUGCUGUGGGUGGAUUUCUGCAGUAUUUCAACUUCCACUGCCAUUUUGUGCUGUUCUGUCUCUGCUGUCCUUCCCUGCCUGCCUCCAGAUGAUUAUACAGCUUUGAGGGAGUGGCCAGGCACACAGCUAUAUCUCCUGCAUUGCAGGCAUGGAGCACCUAUCUGCUUGGGACUACACAGCUUCGUUCCUGCUGCCACCCUCUGACAAUGGUGGGACUCUGUCUUGAAUGACAAGUACUACCAUUAUGUGUGCGUGCAGUUUUGGAGUUGUCUCCUUUUCCCAUUUUUAACACCCAACCUUUCUAUUUAAAAGCAACACAAAAGCUGAGGAGAUGAAUUGCAAUUUUGGAGACUCAGGAGAAGAGAUCUGAGACCUUAUUUUAUUUCCCUCUUAAAGGUGGUGCAGGGGCUUGUGACGUAAAUCUCAGGGGUGGAGUCCCAGCAGAGAGACUUAGGCCAUAUUUUCUAAUUAAAGAUGGUGCUGGUAAGAUGAAUCCUAGGGAUGUGCAUUUAUCCUAGGCCAGGUUUUCUCAGGCAGUCAGUCCAGUCUAACCAGUUUGUCCGAUAGUAUUCAGUGAUAAAUGCAAUGUUACAUUUUAAAUUAUUUAACCCUAGAUGACUGCUACUUUCUAGGCUGCCAGCGAGAAGCUCAGAAAGCUGUGUGUUAUAUAAAAUCUGUAGUCUCCAAAGGGUUAACAAAUUGACUUUGUGUUGUUUUAUUUUUAACUUUUGCAGCAGUCAGUGUUGGGUGUGGUGUUGGUUGCUCCUCGCUCAUGUUCGUGGAGUUUACCCCUUUUUCUUUCUUGCUGUCUGCUGUCCUUCCAGUAUCAGUCUUCUUGCCAUAAACACAAACAGGUGAGACUUUGAGUCCCUUGGAAGACUGAGAAACUCGCCCUCCCUCUAGUUACUUGAAGGUCAACAAAGCUAUUAAAAUAUCUGGGGAUGGAUGAAUUCCCUCUGUGCAUUCAUCUCUGCAGUAUCCUCGCCCCCUCUCCCCCCACACACUUGGUGCCGACUGCAAUACGAUGGCCUUGACAUAAUUGAGUAAUAGCAUAGUCGGGAAUUAUCAAAACCCUACAAAAAAGGGUGAGACAAGAAUAGGGGGAAGCCAGUGUCUGGUUUGGCUUCGGAAGUCUUCCCUGUUCUUGUCAAAUCUCUAUCUUUAUAUGACACUGUAAGUGAACCUUUUGUUUCUUUCUGGCAACCUAAUGAUUAAUGUUUUUAUGACCAUUUCUUGUUGCUCCAAAGUUGAAUUUGUGUUUCAAAUGGAGAUUGAAGCUGUCUUUCUUUUUCUCUCUCCAGCAAGACUUUGUUGCAUUUCACUUCAGUCACUUUCAUCACUUCAUUUGUUCAAUUCUGAAAUGUAAAACUUUUUCCCCACUGAUCUAGCUGCAAGGAUGUGGCCUCAGCUUGGUUCCUAGGGAGCCAGGUGCUGUCAUCCUGCAGGCAGCUACCACAACUGACAACAGGCGCCCCAUUGUUGGCAGUCUCAGCAUAGGCCAAAGAUAUAAUGGGUCACAGAGUUUGAGCUGACCAUGUACUCCACAGAGAGUGGUUAGAUCAGGUCAAGGCUGACGCAUGAAGGAUGUGGGGGAUGAGGGGAGGCCAGUGUGCUGGAAAUUGACACUAAUCUGCAUCCACUUGUAAGGGUUAUCAAGAUGGCAUCUAUCAGUGUUAAAAUUCACUAAAAAAUCUAGUUGUAUUGAGAGGAGAGUAAUAGCCAGGAGGGCUUCUGUGUCUUACCAAUUCAUGGGCUACUUUCUACAUGAAAUUAAAAUACAGAGCAAGGAUGCCCAGAAUAAAAUAUGAAAAAUGCAGCUCAUGGCCGCUUCCCCAGUUCAAGGAAGGAAGGGCAGCCCAUGGAGACAAAUUAUUGUAACAGGCCCAGAACCCAAGUCUGUUCUGCACUCUUGGCUCUGGGAAUGCCGUGAUGUGUGUUGCUAUUGCUGAGGUCACACACAACUAGUAUAAGAGUUUCUUCGUGUUCCCUGUAACUUCAGCGUGAGGACCAACUAGCUCAACUGCAGGUUUUUACUGCCAUUGAGCUCAAUCUUUAAUCUUUUAAGUCAUUUGAAGAUUUUUAAAAUUAAAAGCAAUUAUGUAAAAAGGCUGCCCUUUGCCUCCUGGCAUGCUGCUGGUGUAGCCCCUGGUGUCACGGAGUCUGGGUGCCCAUGUUAUGAAGUGAGCGGUUGAGAUGCUCGCACAUCUCCCAGGCUGUGUUAUUGUGGAUUGGAAGGGGGAAGGACUAGUGCAUGAUCUGUGACAGAGUGUGUGGAAAUACUGAAAUAAAAUA